CUUCACAUAUACCAUGACAGUAUCUUCAAGUCUGUCUUGUGGAUCACAAGAAAGUCAGGAAGUUCCUUGACUUUAUGGUGGUGCCAGUUCCUUAACAAAAUGGCACCUAAAAUCACCCUUAAAUGUCUGAUACUUGCUACAGUGAUAGCAACUGUUUCUGCCACAUUUGGGAAAGAACAUGUACAUAUAAGAAUACAUUUAAAAGAACCAGAGCAUCAUGGACCAAAAAUAAUACAUUCUCACGAUGACCAUGGAGGAGGAGGAGGUCAUGGAGGUGGAGGUGGUCAUGGAGGCGGAGGUGGUGGUGGCGGGGGAAGUCAUAUAGAAUUUACAAGUCCAGGAGGUGGACAUGAUGAUAUUGGCGGAUUUGGAGGCGGCGAUUUUGGAGGCUAUGGCGGUGGAGGAGGAGGAGGACACGGAGGAGGUGGAGAUUUUGGAGGAUAUGGAGGAGGAGGUGGUGGUGGACAUGGAGGAGAUGACUUUGGAGGACAUGGCGGUGGAGAUUUUGGUGGAUUUGGGGGAGGAGGUGGCGGUGGACACGGAGGAGGAGGCGGUGGCGGUUAUGGAGGAGGUGGAGGACAUGGAGGAGGCGGUGGUGGAUAUGGAGGAGGUGGAGGACACGGAGGAGGCGGUGGUGGUUAUGGAGGAGGUGGAGGACACGGAGGAGGAGGCGGUGGGCACGGAGGAGGUGGUGGUGGAGGACACGGAGGUGGAUUUGGAGGUGGACAUAUUAUAAUAAGUGAUAUAGGAGGUGGACAUGGAGGAGGCGCCGGAGGGCAUGGGGGAGGUGGUGGUGGUUAUGGAGGAGGAGGAGGUGGACAUGGAGGUGGGGGUCAUGGAGGAGGCGGAGGUUUUGGAGGAGGAGGUCACGGUGGUGGUCAUGGAGGUGGGGGAGGCGGAGGAUACGGCGGAGGCGGUGGUUUUGGGGGUCAUGGAGACAGUUUCGGAGGUGGUCAUGGCGGUGGUUUUGUAGCUAGUUCUAGUUUUGGAAGUUCCGGUUACGGAGGAGGUGGAGGCCACGGUGGCGGUGGCGGUGGAGGUGGUGGGCACGGAGGUGAUGACCACUCUUACGCAUCUAGUAGCUUCUCCUCUGGCUUCGGCAGCAGGUAA
Molecule: messenger RNA, 1110 nt
Organism: Leptopilina heterotoma
Lineage: Eukaryota; Metazoa; Arthropoda; Insecta; Hymenoptera; Figitidae
Product: glycine-rich protein DOT1-like
Exons: 4
Coding region: 100-1110 (336 amino acids)
Source: RefSeq, a predicted model, not a curated record